AUGUUUUUAUAUAUUCAUCUUCGGCAUUUAUUGCUGGCUCUUUUUCUCGGCAUCAACGCCGUACUGGGCACAUCAAAUUUCAACCCACAGAUUCUGGCCGACACCAACCGUGACGGCAUCAUCAACCAUCUCGACGCUGCAAACAAGCACACAUGGACUUCCAGCCGUGGCGCGAUAUUCCUCCCAAACAUAGGAGAUCAGCAACAUCGCUGCCCAGAUGUCGACCUUGUGAAGCAACCUCUCAGCAACUUUGAGCUGGCGGCCUGUAACGACGCAUCUGGAGACCGCCUCCUCACCCCUGAAUACGCAGCUCCUCUCAAGACUCUUCCACUGAAGAACUUGAGCCAGAAUGCUAUUGGUUCUAUCUACACUACUCCCAAGUCCGCCCUUGGCCGUGUUCGAAUUUUCUGGCAGAGUCCAGAUUCAGAAUGGUCCUUGGUCGACCCUCAAAUCACCUUCAAUGCGACGAGCCUUGCAGCAGGCCUCACACUGGCCAUCGACGGGCGAGAACUGGUGACUGACUCUUCAAUCUGGGAUGGACUUGUAAACAUCACAUUCAGUGUAACUGAUGGAAAUACAACCGCAAGCGACACUGUGGCUAUGAAACAAGCCCCCGUGCUCAUCCAUCACCACUUGCAAGCCCCAGAAGUGGUCCUCAGCACUGAUGGAAGUAUCACCACUUCUACCUGGCAGACUGGCUUCAUCAACUCCGUCCAAAAUGCCCUCGAAAAUCUUGACCAAGACAUUCCGUUGUUUCUUUUCAACGAAACGGACGACAUCUGGGCCCAGGACUUUCUCGAACCCGGAUAUGCAAGCAUGCCCGGCCCCAACGGACCAAUCUCCAUCCGUGUACUCUUGCGAUCUCCUCAAUCAGGCCGUGCUGCAGGACGCCAAGUCUUUUCUCUUUUACGGGGUCCUGAAAUCGGUGGUUUCCAGCCAGGUCUCGGGUCAGGCUUUGGUCACGAGGAGAUCAAUUCUGGGGGCAACUUUGAAACCAUCCCACCAUACACCUCAAGAGCAGGAGUCGAGUACAAGAGCGGACGAGUCAUCACAGGCAAGCACUUUGACAAAUAUCCAGCAGAGUCGAUGAUCAAGUUUUUGGAAGCUCAGGGUGUUCAGAAACCAUUGGUUCUCGAGACUGGAUGGCUGGCUGUUGGACACGUUGACGAAUUGGUUCAAUUUGUUCCAUACGAUAACGAACUUGGCUUCACCAUUGCCGUUGUCGAUACGGCUUCAGCGUUCAGUCUCUUACAGGAAGCCUGGAAGGAUGGUCAUGGUGAUACAAAGGUCAUUAGCUACGACGGGGACAUGACACCCGACAACGAGACCAUCUUUAUCGAUCCAGAGGUCCGGAAUCUUACGAUCAAGGAUUUGCUUAGCGACAAAGACUUUGUCGCCAUUAAUGCCUACGCACAGAGCUUCAUCAACGACACCCUCGACCUCCUCCUUGAAGAAGUUCCCCUGACCGAGUCGGAUAUCCUCCGCGUCCCCACGCUCUGGAAAGACGUCACCUACCCUUGGCCCAAGACCCCAGAUGGCCAUCCUCUGCGCCUCAACAGGGCUCCUCCAGGAGAACGACAAGUCAAAUCGUUCUUUCCGCAGUCUAUCAACGGGCUGGUCCUUGGACAUGACUGCCUGGCGCCCAAGCCGUGGGGCCCUGUCAUUAAUGGGCGGGAUAUUCUCGAGGAUGCUGUUAAAGACGUGUAUGCCAGGGCCAAUAUGACGGUUUGGCUGAUUGAUGAUUACAUGUCUCAUCAUGUUCGAGGCGGAGAGGUUCACUGCGGAACGAAUACUUUGAGGGAGAAGGACGUUGCAUGGUGGGAGUAA
This is a messenger RNA of Fusarium vanettenii 77-13-4, 1827 nucleotides long. RefSeq lists its product as uncharacterized. Gene Ontology annotation, molecular function: protein-arginine deiminase activity; calcium ion binding. The transcript has a single exon. NCBI's taxonomy places the organism in Eukaryota, Fungi, Ascomycota, Sordariomycetes, Hypocreales, Nectriaceae. Bases 1 to 1827 code for a protein of 608 amino acids. The record is from RefSeq and is a predicted model, not a curated record. Gene Ontology annotation, cellular component: cytoplasm.